AUUGCAAUUGUCGAUGUUGCCAAGUUAAAUAUACUGCCGACAUUGCGCAGAUGUAGUGAUGCCACUUAAAAAUAUAACGUUACUUAAGGAAAGAAAGAUAAAAUUAUAAUGCUGUUUUAAUGUACUAGUUAAUGUAUUAGGAAGAAAUAAACAAAUUUAUUUGAUUUUCUAAACCAAAAAAUUCGACUAUGAAUACGCUGCUAAAUAUUUCGCUGCCGCUUCGAAAUUAAUUAAAAACGCUGGUUUUAAGACAACAUUUGCAGACAAGUCAAUUUUCAGCCGUUACGUAGUGUAGUGCCGUCGCCAAUGUGUUUAUAUUAUCACGCUGGCGCGAAUGAUCGUAGCAACUGUAUUGCGGAAAGAAAUAGCUUAUUUCAAUUUUGUGUAUUAUAAAUUGCAAAUUAUAUAAAAAAUGGACAGAUCUUUGCAACAGCUAUACACCACGAUGCCGCGAAACUCCUAUACCGCUCGAAUGCGGUCUCAGCAGUCUUCGAGCAGGCCGGUAUCCCCAUCUAUAAAAAAGACUGGUAUUAGCCAAGGACGUUUUAGUCUGUCGGCUCGGUCAAAUCCUUCAAUUGCUGGAAUUCGAUCGGAAUUUAAUAUGGUUGAAAGUUUCGGAUUUCAAUUACCGGUACUAGUUAAUGAAGCGCUAACUUUUAAUGAAAAGAAUCAAAAUGUGUCUGUCCGCUGUUCUCCUAAUGGGUGGGCCUGGGUGGUGUAUGGUCGCCGUCUGCUUAUUUGGCAAUAUAAGGACACAAGACGUUCAGAAGAAAACACAUCACCACGCACCCCCAAGGAGUUGUUGCGCACUCAACAACGUCGCGGAGCUGCUAUGGCUCAAUGCCGUGAGCUCACGUUGCCCCACUGUGAUAUUGGUCAUAAAGCUUCUUUGGUUAGCGUUUUCCUUGGCGAAGGACAGCAGAUGGCAUCGUGUGUUGCGGUUUCCCCCACUGGUGAUGCACGCUACUGGGCCUCUAUUGCACACGAUGGCUCUUCUGUGGAUGUUAACGGAAUAUUAGAUGGUCAAGAAUUCGAUCAAAUGCUAAAUAUGCCACACCAACAAGGUUAUUUGCUGGUGACGACUACUUGCAACUUAGUACUGUUGCAGCUGCAGCUGCUUAAUGGACGACACGUUCUGCAACAUAAAACCAUACGGCAACCCGCUGGUUUUUUGGGCGGCAUCGGAAAGAAAUUUUCAAUUAUAAUGGGCAUGAACAGUGGUAGCGAUAAAGAAAAUAAAUUCGUUGGCAUUGCUAAUGAGGCAGGAACUAGUGGUGAGGCUUUUGUUACGGUGCUUGCUGAUCGUUGGUUUCAGCGUUGGCGGUUGGCAAAUGGUGGUACUGUAGAGCAGAUGCUGUAUGAAGACAGCGAAGUUAUUCGCAAGAUACGUGACGAGUUUCAACACAAGUUCUGGAAUAUAAGAGAUAGUCCGGAUAUAAAUUUAAAUCUUUUGGAUAUGCAUAUUUGUGAUGGUAAAAUUUAUGUGCUCGCCGGUGCUGUCAAUACAGCACACGCCCCUCAAAUACACUAUGGCGUUGCCAUCGUUGUUACGGAAGCCGAAUCAAUGAAGCUACAAAGUUUCCUUCCACUUAAACUUACGCAAUUUUACAAUAUUGGCACUGAAAAGGAUUGUCACAAUUUACGCUUUAUCGUUACACGUACCCAUCUCUUCUUCUACACCGAGAAGUAUAUUUACCCAUUAAAUCUGUCCAAUCCGGCAAUAGCUGAAAUGGAAGCUGAAAAAAUCGAAUUUCAUUUGCAAGAUGAUCGUAUAUUAAAUGCUGCUGUUUGCGGACACUUACCAUUAUUCUUCAGUCGCACACACGGCUUAGUUUGUGUAACACCUGGUGAUUUUGAUACAAUGGAUUUUCUAAAUUCCUCUUAUGCGAUGGGACCCAGCGGAACUACAACGGUUGAUAUAACUGGUUUGUCAUCUAUUGGUGGCGAUCAAAGCGCACUAUACAGUGGCCAGAUUAAUGAUGGCAAUCUAUAUAUGUUUGAUUUGGAUCCAGAUGCGAUGUAUAAUGAGUUUAAAGAUGAAGUUAGUCAACUGAAGGCUGCGUUUAUCUAUCGUCUGAAGCAAAACAAUAAUAUGUGUAAUACGAUAUUGAAUGAAUUGCUGCGCAAUAUGUCAGAAGGACAGACAGGUUCCACAGCACUCUCAGAUGCCAACCAAUUGGAUAGAAUUGUAAUAACAAUUGCUGAAGACUUGGCUGAAGAUUUACCUGCAGCCGAUCCACGUUGGGAACAACUGUGGACAGAAGGUGGACAUUGUAACAAACAUGCUUUGGGAAGUUCAUCAUCCUUACAAAUUCUUACUCAGUUGAAGGAGAAAAGUCUAGCGCUACGACAUUUCGUUGAUUUUCUACAUAACACAGGCAUUUGGGAAAAGCUCGAUGCAGUGCCGAGUGGGGGCGGUAGCGUACUGAAGCCUACUUGUUAUAUACUGGCAGACAUUAAUGAAAAACUGGGUGGGGCCAUUGCCUUGCGAAGCAUACAAAACAAGUAUGGGAAAAUUAUCGACGAAGCCAUCAAUCGCGUGGUUUCCACUUGGCAAGAAAAUCCUUGUGGAAAUCUGACUGCCCAGGACAUAUUUUAUGUGCGCCUAUGCAAGUUUCAGGAAAUUUUCCAAGCACUUUCCGAUCUCGUAGACAACCGCAUUGAGUCACAGCAGCAGACAACUUUGUUAGCUAGUCUUAUAAGUGAUAUAAAUAGCAUUGUCUUGCAUGUUAUAAAUGAGGUGCUGGAUAGUCGCGAACUGAACUCCUCAUUAUUUACACUGCCACAGGAGAAGGAAAAUUCAUACGAAUAUUUACCGUGGACAGCAAUGUCAGGCAGUGUUGGCGUGCGCGAUACAUUGUCACAUUUAAUAGACUCUUCGGUCCGUUAUGGCGCACAUUGUACCAACGAGCCUGAACUAAAACAACGUUUGUAUAAACAAAUUUACGAGAUAAUAGAUGCUGUAUUGGACGGGAGAAAAAACUAUCUAGAGAGUGUACAUGAUUCCGAAAAGUAUAAUGUGUUGUUGCAGCAGUUUGAAUCACAGCGUAGAGAUUUAAUCUCCAUCUUGAUCGAUGAUGAACAAUAUGAAUAUGCUGCAAAGUUGGGAGAGAAGUAUCUGGAUUUCCAAAGUUUGGUGGUUAUUUGUGAUGAAACUAAGAACCAGGAUCGUCUGGAUGGUUAUAUUAAGAAGUAUGAAGAAUACGAAUUUUCACAAUUUGCAAUUAACUGGCAUUUGCGACAAAAUCGGCAAGGUGAAGUGUUCGAACGUUUUAAGGGCAAUCAAGCUGCGCUAUCUCAGUUUAUGCGCGAUCAUCCAACACUUGGCUGGAUACAAUUAGUUUUUAAUGGUGAUUUUGAACGCGCAUCCAAAAUUCUACUACAGUUGGCGCAAAAUGAGAUCGAGUUUGUGCAAAGAAAAAAGUCCAUGCUGUCUUUGGCAAAAUUAGCCGCUUUCGCUUCAGCCGACUCAGAUUUAGCCAUACAAAUAGAAAGUAUAAAUGCAGAAUUGAAUAUAAUCGAUUAUCAAGAACAGCUGAAUGAAGCUCUAUUACAAAACUUUGGUUAUGAUGUGGAGAAUCCAAAAGUACUUAAAGUGGACGAAAUAAUAAAUCUUCUUAUAUCUGAAGAAAAUGAAACUGCAAAUGAAUUUGAUUUUCGUAAAGCAUUGGAGCUGCUCAACUAUUUGGACGAGCCGUACGAUGUGCGGCAUAAAAUUUGGUGCGCGUCGAUAUUGCGUGAUAAUUGGACUGCUUAUGAUACCAACAAUGCCAUGGACUAUCUGCAAAAUUUGCUAUUUUUCAAAUUGGUGGAAGUGUGCCAUUUAAUGGACGGCGAUUGUGAAACCUUCCUCCCUCCAAUAGAUGAUUUUCUUAACAGCCAUGAGUUAGGUGAUUUAGUGCACAACAUGUCGUUUCAAUAUCUCUUUAAGCUAACCUAUGAAUACAUAUCGGAUGCAUUUAAAAAACCAGCUGGCAUGGAAUUGUGAACUUGAUGCAGUUGUUAGUGGUUACUAAAUAACUUAUUUUUGUAUUGAGAAUUAAUAAAUCAUUUUAUAAGAUAUUUAAAUAAAAUAAAUUUAAUAUGAAAUAAAUAAGUUAAAGAAGCUUAAACAUAAGCCAGUAAAUAAUUGAGGCUUGCACAUAGAGUAUCAGGAGAACUAAGCAUC
Messenger RNA from Anastrepha obliqua, 4168 nucleotides. RefSeq names its product nuclear pore complex protein Nup133 (gene Nup133). Gene Ontology annotation, cellular component: nuclear pore outer ring. The record is from RefSeq and is a predicted model, not a curated record. Gene Ontology annotation, biological process: transcription-dependent tethering of RNA polymerase II gene DNA at nuclear periphery; protein import into nucleus; poly(A)+ mRNA export from nucleus. Lineage: Eukaryota; Metazoa; Arthropoda; Insecta; Diptera; Tephritidae. The transcript has 13 exons. Gene Ontology annotation, molecular function: protein binding; structural constituent of nuclear pore. The coding region runs from base 413 to 3988 and encodes 1191 amino acids.